Scheffersomyces coipomensis is the source of this 186-nucleotide messenger RNA. It is a transcript of the gene COX9, whose product is annotated as cytochrome c oxidase subunit VIIa. Bases 1 to 186 code for a protein of 61 amino acids. Gene Ontology annotation, molecular function: cytochrome-c oxidase activity. Lineage: Eukaryota; Fungi; Ascomycota; Pichiomycetes; Serinales; Debaryomycetaceae. The transcript has a single exon. The record is from RefSeq and is a predicted model, not a curated record. Gene Ontology annotation, biological process: mitochondrial electron transport, cytochrome c to oxygen.
AUGGCCAUUGCUCCAAUUACAGGUACUUUAAGAAGAAAGAUCUUCACUGAUAUAACCAUUGGUUUUGGUUGUGGAUUUGUUUUAGCUACUGCUUACUGGUACUUAGAACAUAAACCAAUCGUUGCUAAAAGAGAAGCUUACUAUGCUAAGUUAAAGGCUCAAAAGGAUGUCGAAGAUGCUGCUUAG